Messenger RNA from Aspergillus melleus, 1539 nucleotides. RefSeq lists its product as uncharacterized. The transcript has 3 exons. The record is from RefSeq and is a predicted model, not a curated record. Bases 1 to 1539 code for a protein of 512 amino acids. Lineage: Eukaryota; Fungi; Ascomycota; Eurotiomycetes; Eurotiales; Aspergillaceae.
AUGCCAUUCUACUCCGGGUCCAGUCGCUCCAAGAAGGCACGCAAAGACGGUUCUAACAGAACCUCAACGGCGUCUGUGGUCUCAACGGGCUCUCAUGCUACUUCCAAGGGCUCUCGGUCCUCGGUGGAAAAGUCCAAGAAAGAAAGUUCGCCUACGCAGUCCGCGGCCUUAAAGCACGCUGUACCAGCUUCGACUGAGGCGCCAAAAACGCAGGAUGCUAAACCCAAGCCGACCGAGUCGGAGAAAAAGCCUCCCAACGUGUUUGAAUACCUCGAGGAUGACUCGGAAUCGGAGAUAUCUUCCUCGUCGGAGGACGAUGACGACAGCUUGCAGUCGUCGAAAUCGUCCGUAGGGGCACCCCCUGCGCAACCCAAGGUUGCAUAUGCUGCACCUGCCGGACGCCAGCCUAUCUCCACAACCCCGGCAGCAAACGGACGCAGUCGAACCUCCUCGAUGAAAUCCAAAGGCUCCAUGGAUUCCCACAAUUCCACCGGUCCCUAUAACAUCUCACCAACCACGGUGCCCCUGCAGUUAGCUAGACACAACCCUUCCCAUCGAAAGUACUCCACAGAUGGGUCCUACGUCUCGGGUCCUUUGCCCGAUGGCUCCAACCACCCGGCUAGACGCAACCUUGAUAUAGUUACGUCGCCGGAAGCAUACUAUCCAUCGCGAAAUCCCGCCCCUUUUCACCGGCCUCCGCUUCCGCCUUCUCCUCCUCGAAGUCCCGGGGAGGAUCUCCACCGAGUUAGCCGGAGAUCUAGAAGAAACACCAAGACUGCUCACAUACCGUCUGGCUACGGACUCCUUUCCUGGCAGCUGGACUCAUCCGCAGAGGGUAAAGAAACCUCGCUCCCUCCGCUUUAUCGCCGGUUUGAAAGUGUGAACCACCGUGUGCUACUACACCUGCAGGAUGAAAUUGCACACCUCGAAGAAGAAUUGCACAUGUUGGAUGAGUACGAAGAAAUGCACCGGAUUGCUGCCGCCGAUCAAGAGGGGACCAAGGUUUUGCCUGCCUCACGACGCAUGGAUGUCCAGGCGCAGGUGUACUCGUCCCUCCAUUAUCGGAGGGAAGAAGUGAUGGGGGUUUUGGUACACAAGACCCAACAAUACAACACUGCCCUCAGCGCAUAUAGUAAAGUCUUGCAAACAUUACCUCGCGCCUCGGAACAGGAUACCGAGACAUACCGUACCUGGAUGAAAGAACAUAAUCCCAUUGCAGCAGCUGAAACGCGUUUCCUUGACCACGCCCAGGACCUCAUCUCUCUCGCACCGCGCACCGUCUCCAGCCCCUCCAACUCUUCGGUCUACUCGGCCAUCAUCAUUGCCUCAGCCGCCAUUCUCCUCCCACUACUGUCGUUUGCCAUGAUUGCUGAAUUUUCUGGUCGUCUGCUGGUUGUCGCUGUCGUGGGGGGCGCCGCGGCUGCCAUUGCAUCCAACUCUUCGAGCGGUGCCGAACAAUUGGUGGCGUCCCAGGACGGCUGGAGAUGUGCAUCACUAUAUUUCGGCUUCAUGACCAUAGCCGCGAUGUUCAUUCCUUAA